UGGCGGCGCGGUGGAGUGGGAAAGACGGGGAUUUAAAUGCUGGCAACAGCGACUUUCUGACCAGCAACACUCCCAAUGAGUUGGUCCUCAGUAAAAUGGGAGGCGUGGAGAUGGACACCCAGUCCUGUAUCGAUCACUCCAUCCUGGCCAUCUUUGAAGACUCCAGUGUCUCCUCAGAGUAUAAGAGCGGGGCGGAGGAAGAGAGUGAGACUCUGCUGUCGGCUCUGACCGAGAUGCUGGACAGUGUGGAGGAUGACGACGAGACUCUGUCUCCCUUCAACACCCUGCCAGACACCAAGCUCCUCGCCCACCCAGAGCGCAGGGACACCUCAGUGGAACUAUUACUUGCUGAUCGACUUAGACCAAGAUCCAAAUCACCAAGUGUAACAUUCACAAUGAAGAUUAAUGGAGAAAAAGAAGAUGAGAGCAAACUGGGGAGAACCAGUCCUCAACAGCUGUUCAAGCAACAGAGUCAAACAUUGUUUCACUCCACGAAUAAGAAAGCGGAUGCCGAAGUUUUCACCUCGACUUAUCUCGUCAACCUGGUGAAGCUCAUGCACCCGUACUGCCUGAAGCUGCACGUGGAGGAGGAGGAGGAGGGGGAUGAACUGAGAGAGAAUCACACGGUAUUCUCUCAGGAAGAGGUGUGGAAGUAUGAGAGACCCAGUGAAGACAGCGAUGAAGAGAUAAACGUUGUGUCUGAUGAUGAGGUAACGGUGGACGACCCAAAGGAGGAAGAAGAGGAGGCUGAAAAGAGCUAUAACAUCCUCUUGAAGAGUGUGCUGCUGAAUGGGAACAUAUCCAGAACUCCACCACCCACAGAGAAGAAACAGGUGAGCUUUGGCUCCGUUCAAGUGGCUUCAUUUGAAUCAACAGAGAAAGGAUCGAUGGAGAGUAAUUUAACAACCGGGCCGACAAGUGAGACUGCAUCAGUGCCACUGAACAGCUCCGAUGCACUUGACACUCCAGCUGGCUCAGCACUCGAACCCCAAGCUCUGCCCUCAGAAAUGAGCAGCGACAAGACGUCAGCUCUGCCUCUUAGAGGUGAGACGAAGGUCAAAUCACUCAGCCUCCAGCAGUACAGACAGCUGCGGCAAAAGAGGCUGCCUCUGGUGGAGAAAGAGAGGAACUACACCACCAUGUGGCCCUGUGUUUCUGAGGCGCCCACGGAGCUGACCCCCAUCCUCUGUUUACAAGGUCAAAGACCAAACAGCUGUGCACCAAACGAAGCACACCGACUUCCCGAUGGGAGAAGAAGUGGUGCUGAUCCGCUCCAUUUAUCUCAAACUCCAGGUCACAAGACCCACUGCGUCUCUGCUCCGCCCACGCCUCACCCCCCACAGCCCAAACCAUCCACUCGUCCACAGCGCAGCGGAUUGAAGCACUCGAGAACCGAAUCCAAAAUGGUUUCCUCUGCCAAUCUGCAGCCAAAGGUCACCGCUAACCCAAAUGUUACCACGCAUGAAAGCAAAAAAAGUCCAGUAAAGAAACCAACACUGUUGAGUAGCGAUCCCCCAAAUCCUGUCCUCCUCCCUCGACCAGUUAGCCAAACAACAUCACCGGCCGCUGACCCCUCUUCAUCCUUAUCCAAGUCCAAAGUGGAGUUCCUCAACAGAGACUCCAACCGUGACGACACGAGACACUUUCCAGAAAUGCUAAAUGAAUCCUCAGGCACAUCUCUUCAGAGACAGCCAGCCUCCUCGGGUCCAACGCCUGAGGUGUUGUUAGUAAACCAGCGCUGCACCACCCUCCAGGAAUUUAAACAAAGGCUGGCUGAGAUCGCUUCGGGUGUCUCCGCCGGUCCUCCAGCACGGUGCCAAACCGCAACACGAAUCAAAUCUGCCUCAGAGUGCAAGGAACUGCAGCCUCGGGGAUGCAGUUCGACCUCGACUCGGGAAGAAGCCCAGCUGCAACCAAAGUCCGCUCCGUCGCCAGGUCCAGACACAGUGAGGCGAAUAAAGUGUCCUUCCAUCGCUGGUCCUGUGGACUCUCCCGAACCGGUCGAGGGGAGAUGGUCAGAGGGUCACCUCAGUGGGUCCACGUCUGAGGAACCAACGGCCACUCUGCAGUUGGUCUGUAGAGAGCCGAGUGCAACAGCUGACUCAGGGAUUGAAGCACCGGAUCUGACCAGCCUGCUGGAACAGUUUGAGGAAACACAAGCUAAAGAGGAGAACGAGCCCGAGUCCAAACUCGCUCCUUCACAGUCAAACCUACGAACGGCGUCUGCGUUAACGCAGAGAGCCUCCGUGGAAACACUUGAACCGUUGAGCACUUCAGAAUCACCCGGGAGUCCAGCAACCGUCGGGAGGUCGCCGCCCCUCGGCACGGACAUCGUCCUCAGCGCUCAACAAGAUCCGCCAGCAAGACGCAGAACUCCUCCGUCCAAGGCCAUCCAGAUAAUCGACCCCCGUCCUCUCCCGUCCAAGAAGGCGCACGGCGGCCCCCCGGCUGCUCACAUCCCUCCUCGCGUGUAUUCAUCCGUGUCCUCCGAUCACGAUUACUGCGCGUCCGCGGACCGCUCGGUAACCGGCGCCGCGCAGCGCAGCAGAGCCUCUAAACCCAAGGAUGUGUCUCAGACCUCCGAUGAGGACCAGGUGGCGACCCACGACUCGAGCGCCGCCGCUGAGUGCAAAAACCCGACCUCGGCCUGCGAGCUCGGCGACGCCGUCGGAGCAGUUCUGUCCUCCGCAGCGACGCAGCGUCUCGCCGAGCGACCCGGGACCCGAUCGGAGACGAGCCCGGCCGCAGCCGUCGUUCCCACAGCGCCGCGCCGCGUCCGCGCCGCCGAAGACGAGACGGUGUCGUGCACGCUCCCCACACCUCCACCCAGCCCCCCCGCCAGAGGUAGGGAGAAAAGGAGAUAUCGGAGGAGAUCUCCUCGUUCGGACUCCAGCUCCUCUUCCUUGUCGUCGUCGUCCUCCUCCAGCUCUGCAUCUCCCUCUCCAAAAAGACAAAAGCGCCGCCACAAGCGCCGCCACAAGCGCUCAGAGAGCAGUUCGUGUUCGUCGUCGUCGCCCUCUCGCUCCAUUUCCGGCUCCCCGAGUCGCCGCUACAGGUGGUCCUACUCGAGGUCGAGCAGGUCUUGGUCCCAGUCUAGGUCCACAUCCAGAUCCAGAUCACCGUCCACGCGGGUUUGCCGUAGACAGUGGGCCGACGUUUACAGCAGAGAGUCCAGGAAGCUCAGGAGGGAGCACGAGAUCAGGAUUCAGAAACUGAAAGCCAUCGACGAGCGCAGGGUGGUGUAUGUCGGCCGCAUCCGCAGGUCCAUGACGCACGACGAACUGAGGGAGCGCUUCUCUCAGUUCGGAGUUGUGGAGUGUGUGUCGCUUCACUUUAGAGAGAGAGGUGACCACUACGGCUUUGUCACAUUCUACAACACGGACGACGCUUUCGCGGCCAUCGAUAACGGCGGGAAACUAAGGAAGCCGGAUGAGCUGCCGUUUGACAUCUGCUUCGGCGGAAGAAGACAGUUCUGCAACUCGCACUACGCCGACCUCGACGCCAACAGAGAUGCAGAACCGGCUCCGGCCAAGCCCAGGUCUGAGGACCUGGACUUUGAUUCGUUGCUGAAACAGGCCCAGAGAGGAUUAAAGAGGUAGCAUCAGAACCUCACUUAACGCAACGCAGGUGAAAACGGGUUUCCUUCAUGAACCUCAGAGCGUCACGCUCGUACUAAUGUAGCAAAUGUUUGUAUGUCUUUUUUUAAAUAUAUAUAUUUUGACUAAUAUUCAUGCUGUUUCUGAUGUGUACAGCUGAUAUGUACAAAUAUGAUGUAUAGUUAUCUACAAAUAUGAUGGAUACAGUUAUCUACAAAUAUGAUGUGUACAAUUGAUAUGUACAAAUAUGUAGUGUUUAUUUGACAAUAUUUUAUCCGUGGAACCCACGAAAAUGUUUUGUUUCAUUCCACAACACGUAUAAAGUUCUGAAUAUUUGUAUAUAUAUAUAUAAUAAUAAACGCUCUUAAAUGUU
Pseudoliparis swirei is the source of this 3969-nucleotide messenger RNA. Its product is annotated as peroxisome proliferator-activated receptor gamma coactivator-related protein 1-like. Bases 96 to 3599 code for a protein of 1167 amino acids. Gene Ontology annotation, molecular function: transcription factor binding; RNA binding. Gene Ontology annotation, cellular component: nucleus. The record is from RefSeq and is a predicted model, not a curated record. Gene Ontology annotation, biological process: positive regulation of transcription by RNA polymerase II. NCBI's taxonomy places the organism in Eukaryota, Metazoa, Chordata, Actinopteri, Perciformes, Liparidae. The transcript is spliced from 11 exons.